This is a messenger RNA of Entamoeba histolytica HM-1:IMSS, 522 nucleotides long. RefSeq names its product nuclear movement protein, putative. Gene Ontology annotation, cellular component: cytoplasm. NCBI's taxonomy places the organism in Eukaryota, Evosea, Mastigamoebida, Endamoebidae. The record is from RefSeq and is a predicted model, not a curated record. The coding region runs from base 1 to 522 and encodes 173 amino acids. The transcript has a single exon. Gene Ontology annotation, biological process: protein folding.
AUGACAAGAGAUCCUAUUAAUAAUGGUGCUGUUUAUGAAAAAUAUAAAUUCACACAAACACUUAAUGAAGUAACUGUUACUGUUACAUACCCAUCACCAAUUAAAGGAAAAGACGUUAAUUGUAAAAUUACUAAUGAUGAAUUAUUCCUUCAAAUAAAAGGAGAAACAUUUAUUAAUGGAAAAUUAAGUAAAUUAGUUAAAAAAAAUGAUUGUUGUUGGACUAUAGAAGAUAAAACUACUGUAGUGAUUGACUUAGCUAAACAAAAAACAAUGGAUUGGUGGAGUUGUGUUAUUAUUGGAGAUGAAGAAAUUGAUACUAAAAAAAUAAAAGCAGAAACAGUAGGAGAUGUUAAUGAAUUAGAUGGUGACACUAAAGAAUUAGUACAAAAAAUGAUGUUUGAUCAACACCAAAAAGAAUUAGGUCUUCCAACCUCAGAUGAAAUUGAUAAAAUGAAGGCAUUUGAAAAAUUUAAAACACAACAUCCCGAGAUGGAUUUUAGUAAUGCAAAGAUGAUGAAUUGA